Messenger RNA from Zychaea mexicana, 1347 nucleotides. Its product is annotated as armadillo-type protein. Gene Ontology annotation, biological process: post-transcriptional regulation of gene expression. The transcript is spliced from 6 exons. NCBI's taxonomy places the organism in Eukaryota, Fungi, Mucoromycota, Mucoromycetes, Mucorales, Lichtheimiaceae. The coding region runs from base 1 to 1347 and encodes 448 amino acids. The record is from RefSeq and is a predicted model, not a curated record. Gene Ontology annotation, molecular function: mRNA binding. Gene Ontology annotation, cellular component: cytoplasm.
AUGAACGGCAGCAGCAACAACAACAACAACAACUUGGUCCCACCACAUCAUCAUCAAUCCUCAUUACCCACAACACCCACUGCACAACAGCAACGAUUUGAUGCUACUGCUUCAACCAGACCUUUGAGCCGUCGUGGCAGUCCAGCGACAUCAUCGAGCAGCGUGCCAUCCGAAGAACAAAACCGUUUCGCCGGUGCCAAAUUGGAAGAUUUUCAAGGCAAAAUCUAUGAAUUAUGCAAGGACCAGAAUGGAUGUCGGUUCUUGCAAAAGAAGCUUGAAGAACCUGAUCGACAGCAAUUGCAUCUUAUCUUUGACGAAGUUCAGCCUCAUUUUGUGGAAUUAAUGACAGAGCCAUUCGGUAAUUAUCUGUGCCAGAAGCUCAUUGAGCAUUGCGACGAUAGCCAACGGGAUAUUUUGGUCGAUACCGUCGCACCUGAUCUGCUCAAAAUCUCAUUGAAUAUGCAUGGCACGCGUGCAGUUCAAAGAUUCAUCGAGUUUCUAUCCACGUCUCAGCAGAUUCAUGCAGUGACGGUUGCUCUAAACCCUAACGUAGUCACCUUGAUCAAAGACUUGAACGGCAACCACGUGAUCCAAAAGUGUCUUCAUCGGUUAUCAGCUGAGCACAAACAGUUUAUCUAUGAUGCAGUCAGUGAACAUUGUAUCCAGGUUGCUACGCACCGUCAUGGCUGCUGUGUACUCCAACGCUGCAUCGAUUAUGCAUCGGAAGCACAAAAGAAUCAACUUGUCAAAGUGAUUACAUGGCAUGCAUUGCCUCUUGUUCAAGAUCCGUUUGGUAAUUACGUGGUGCAAUACGUCCUUGACUUGGGUGAUAUCGCAUACACCGAUACCUUGGUCCGUUGCUUCCUUGAGCACGUAUGCGACUUGAGUGUGCAAAAAUUCAGCUCCAAUGUCAUUGAAAAGUGCAUUCGAGUGGCCGAACCAGAUACGCGUCGACUGAUGGUCACUGAACUACUGAACGAAACCAACAUUGAAAAGCUACUGCGAGACUCUUUUGCAAACUAUGUUGUACAAACAUGUCUCGAAUACGCAGAUCAAGACCAGCGUGUGCAGCUUGUGGAAUACAUUCGCCCCUUGUUGCCUUCGAUCAGGAGCACACCCUAUGGUAAACGGAUCCACAGCAAGAUCCAACGUGAGCAACCGCAGCAAGGCGGUGCAGGUAGCAACGGUGGCCGUCAACGCGGUGUCAGACAACACCAAAGUCUUGGCUCUUUGCGCUAUGGCAGCAACAGCAGCUCGUUUGGAUACCAGAACGGAGAGGGGUCGCUUGCUGCGUUUGGACUUCCAUUGAUUGGGAACAGCAGUGACCCACUCUAUCCAUACCCGUAG